Rotaria sp. Silwood2 is the source of this 2322-nucleotide messenger RNA. Lineage: Eukaryota; Metazoa; Rotifera; Eurotatoria; Philodinida; Philodinidae. The record is from the annotation of a GenBank genome assembly.
AUGAGUAAUUUUAUAAAAUCAAUUCAACCAAUACUUAAUGAAAUAGUUUAUGAUUUAACUGAAUUAACUCUUACUGAUAGAUUUAAUCCAUAUAAAAAAUUAUUUGAAGAUUCAAUUAUACAUCGUUCAAAUAUUAAUGUUGAAAAAAGUACAGUUGAGAAAAAUAUUCAAGGAUUAAAAGAAAAAUAUAUAAUUCAUGCACAAGAUAAAAAAGCUGAUCUACUUCAGUUUCUUGUUAAACGUUUUAAUAAUAAAUCUGUAUUAGAUCAUUCACCAGAAAGCGAAUUUCAUCAAGCAUGUUUACAAUUAGUUAUUUCAUUAGCUCAAAAACCACUAGAAGUUAAUCUUGAUAAUUUCUCACAUCUUGUACAAGAACAAAUCGAAGAAGCAAAUUUUGACUGGCCUACAUAUUUACUUGGUAAUAAAGAUGAACAAGCGAUAGUUUCAACUAAUUGGAAUGAAGAUGAUAGUAUAGAUGAUAACGAUGAUGAUGAUAAAGUUGAUUCAACAUUUAUUCAAAAUGAUGAUAGUGAAGAAAUUCAAAUUGAAUCAAAACCUAUUGAUGAUAUCGAACAACAAAAUUAUUCAGUGCUUGAUCGUGAGAUUAUUCCAUCAUAUUGGUAUCGAACAUUAUCCGAUAAUGUUUCACCAGCUCUUCGUGAUUUUGCUCUUUUCUGGGAUCAAACUAUGAUUAAAACAACUCAUUUAGCUUAUCGAGUUAAUUCACAAACAUUAACUGAAUAUAUUCUUAUUCGAGAAACUCUUUGGCUUUUAAUGAAUUCUACACAAUUGCAUAUUUAUGUUAUUGAUGAAACUAAUCAAGUACAUGUCGCUGAUUUUGUUCGUCUUUGUGAUGUUACUCCAGUUACUAUUCAAGAUUGUUUAGAAAAAUUUACUAAACUUUCUAAUCAAUUACGAUUAGCAAAUCAAUUUUUAAAACAAAUCAAUCGUUCUUGUCGAACAUUAUCAUCAUUUUCACAAGCACUUCAAGAUCAAAUGACUGUAAUUCAAUAUCAACUAGCUGAUAUCGAACGAAAUUGUCUUAAACAGAAUUGUACAUAUACAGUUUUAUCAUUUUAUGAAGAAUUAGAUUCACUUGGAAUAAUUUCUAAAGGAAUAUGUAUUGAACGUAUAUUUGAUCAAAUAUCAUUUUAUAAUAAUAAACCAAAUUAUGACUUAACACUUGAACUUAUACAUAUUUUAUAUAAAAAUUUGCUUAUAUCAGAAAUGAUUAAUAAUUUAAUAUUUUUUAAUUUUUUAUUACCACUUUUUAUAGCAAGUUGUCGAAUAUAUUUGGAAAUAAUUCAAAAUUGGCUUGUCAAUGGAUUUAUAGAUGAUCCUUUUGAUGAAUUUUUUAUUAAACGAAAAGCAGAAAUAUCUGUUGAAUCAAUUGAUUUUUGGCAAUUAUCGUAUACUGAACAAGUAGAAAAUGCAUCAUUAAUACCAAAAUGGUUAGCCUCUAUCGUUCCGUCAUUGGUAAAAGCAGGCAAAUGCGCUGAAAUUCUCAAAUCAAAUGGUGUUUUAAAAAAUAAUGAAGAAUCUCAAUCAUUUGUCGAAGAAUUUUCUAAAUAUCUUGAAAAAAAUUUUAACUUAAAAAAAUUAUCUUGGAAUCAUCUCAAUAUUUUACAUAAAUCAGAAACAACGAAUACCGUUGAAUCUUUAUCAAAUCCAUCUAUAUUUCUUCAAUUACCAUUUGAUGAUAUUGACAAUAAAAAAAAUUCAUUUCUAGCAUUAGCAUUUAAUCAAAUGGAAAUAUCAAAAACAAAUUUACUUGAAACAAAUCGUACUCAAUUAUCACGUUCAUCGGAUAUUAAUCAAUUAAUAAAUAUUGAAAGUAUUCUUCAAAAUUUUAGUCAACAAAUUUUACUUAUGAAAUGUAAUCAAUUAAUUGAUGGAUUAACAAAUGAUAUACUUAAUCGUUUGAAAUAUUUAAAACAUAUUGAAUAUAUAAGAGAUUUUUUUCUUUUUGAAAAUGGUUCAUUUAUGCAUCAAUUUGCUUUACGUCUUUAUUCAANUUCGUUGCUCGUCACAAUUAAUCUACAACCCUCUCGUGAAUUUGUGGUUACCCCUGAUGGCCAAGACAAUUUAAAAUUAACUUUACAAACAAUACCAGUUCAUGCAUCUGGUGAUCAAGUUAAAGUUGAAUUUAAAGUACAACCAAAUUAUUUCUACAAUGGUACGCGAUGUGCUGAAUUUAGUACAGUUGUUUUUGAUCGAGCAAAUUGGCAAGUACCACAAAAAUUAACAUAUCGUUUGUUGAUUAUGGUUGAUGCCCAUACGCAAUUACUGCAAUCGGUGGUGGAUAUGAUUGGUAUUAUAUAA